Messenger RNA from Spodoptera frugiperda (fall armyworm), 750 nucleotides. RefSeq lists its product as uncharacterized. Bases 1 to 750 code for a protein of 249 amino acids. NCBI's taxonomy places the organism in Eukaryota, Metazoa, Arthropoda, Insecta, Lepidoptera, Noctuidae. The transcript has 2 exons. The record is from RefSeq and is a predicted model, not a curated record.
AUGCCUCCGAGCCCAGAGCCCAGAGGCACCUAUCCUAUAGCUGAUAAGCGCUGCCCUCCGAGCCCAGAGGCACCUAUAGCUGAUAAGCGCUGCCCUCCGAGCCCAGAGGCACCUAUAGCUGAUAAGCGCUGCCCUCCGAGCCCAGAGGCACCUAUAGCUGAUAAGCGCUGCCCUCCGAGCCCAGAGGCACCUAUAGCUGAUAAGCGCUGCCCUCCGAGCCCAGAGGCACCUAUAGCUGAUAAGCGCUGCCCUCCGAGCCCAGAGGCACCUAUAGCUGAUAAGCGCUGCCCUCCGAGCCCAGAGGCACCUAUAGCUGAUAAGCGCUGCCCUCCGAGCCCAGAGGCACCUAUAGCUGAUAAGCGCUGCCCUCCGAGCCCAGAGGCACCUAUAGCUGAUAAGCGCUGCCCUCCGAGCCCAGAGGCACCUAUAGCUGAUAAGCGCUGCCCUCCGAGCCCAGAGGCACCUAUAGCUGAUAAGCGCUGCCCUCCGAGCCCAGAGGCACCUAUAGCUGAUAAGCGCUGCCCUCCGAGGCCAGAGGCACCUAUAGCUGAUAAGCGCUGCCCUCCGAGCCCAGAGGCACCUAUAGCUGAUAAGCGCUGCCCUCAGAGCCCAGAGGCACCUAUAGCUGAUAAGCGCUGCCCUCCGAGCCCAGAGGCACCUAUAGCUGAUAAGCGCUGCCCUCCGAGCCCAGAGGCACCUCUAGCUGAUAAGCUCUGCCCUCCGAGGCCAGAGGCACCUAUAGCUAGCUGA